This is a messenger RNA of Trichomonas vaginalis G3, 675 nucleotides long. RefSeq names its product phage tail repeat-like family. The record is from RefSeq and is a predicted model, not a curated record. Bases 1 to 675 code for a protein of 224 amino acids. Lineage: Eukaryota; Parabasalia; Trichomonadida; Trichomonadidae. The transcript has a single exon.
AUGGAAGAUGGACAACAGUUGAAAGAGCUUGAGAAAGGUGUUACAGAGUUAAGGAAUACAAAAGCAGACUCGACAUGGAUAGCUGGAUAUGUAGAUGCAACAAAAGAACGUAUUUUAGCAUGGACAGAAGGAACAUACCCACAAAAAUAUCAUAGACAUAGCAUCUCUGACGUAAAUGAACUUGAAGAAAAGUUAUAUAAAAAAGCAGACAAAACAGAGCUUCAAACAUUAAAGACAGAAAUACUUCAAACAGUAUAUCCUAUAGGUUCUAUUUAUACGUCAAUGAACUCUACCAGACCAGAAGUAGUACUUGGUCUCGGAACUUGGACUCAAAUAGUCGACAGGUUUUUGUAUUGUGCAAACUCUUCAAAGGAAACAGGUGGAAGUAAAACGAUUUCAGGUGAAAAUUUACCUGCACACAGUCACUACAUAGAUUUAAGUACAUCUCAAGCAGGUUGGCAUAAGCAUAGAUAUUGGGAUUGGUCAGGAAUGACAAAAGGUAAAGGAUAUGAUGUUAAAGACGAGGUUAAGUUUGCUAUAAAUUGUUACUGGAGUGACACUCAGGGAGAUGGAAACCAUACACAUCGCGUUUCGGGAUAUACACAAACAACGGGACAAAGUAAAGAUUACAUGCCGCCAUUUAUGACAGUUUACGCAUGGUAUAGAAUUGCUUAG